UCAACAGUAGGAGGGCAGUUGGCGCUUUUGGGAUGUCCUCCUCCUCCUCCUCUUCACUGUCUGCUGCUGUUCAGCGCAGGAUGGUGGAGGCAGUUAUUGUUACAGCACAGCUAGACUCAUUCGGCCACAAUUUCCAGGAAUGGAGAGCAGUCAACCAAUCACCAUCACCAACCCGGAUACACGGCGGAAGAAGAAACGCAGAACUAGGGCUGCAGACAGUUUCACUGGCAAAUUUAGUGAUCUGUACAAGCUGACGGACGAGCUGCUGGGUCAGGGAGCUUAUGCUAAAGUCCAGGGCUGUGUGAGUUUACAGAACGGCAAUGAGUAUGCUGUCAAGAUAAUUGAGAAGAACUCUGGUCACAGUCGCAGUAGAGUUUUCAGAGAGGUGGAGACGCUUUACCAGUGUCAAGGAUAUAAGAACAUUCUGGAGCUCAUUCAGUUUUUUGAAGAUGACUGCUGUUUCUAUCUGGUGUUUGAGAAGUUGCUCGGAGGUUCCAUUUUAACACACAUCCAGAGUCGAAAGUACUUUGAUGAGAGAGAGGCAAGUCAUGUAGUCAGGGAUAUAGCACAUGCACUGGACUUUCUGCACAACAAAGGAAUCGCUCACCGGGACCUUAAGCCUGAAAAUAUUCUGUGUGAAUAUACUGAUAAGGUGUCUCCUGUGAAAAUCUGUGAUUUUGAUCUCGGGAGUGGAGUAAAGCUAAACAGUGCCUGCACCCCAAUAACUACCCCUGAGCUCACCACGCCGUGUGGCUCGGCAGAGUACAUGGCUCCUGAGGUGGUGGAGGUCUUUACGGAUGAGGCUUCGUUCUAUGAUAAGCGCUGUGACCUCUGGAGCCUUGGAGUGAUUCUCUACAUCCUGCUCAGCGGGAGUCCUCCCUUCACUGGCCACUGCGGCACCAACUGCGGCUGGGAACGAGGAGAGACGUGUCGGGCCUGCCAGAACAACCUGUUUGAGAGGAUUCAGGAGGGGAAGUAUGAAUUUAGGGAUGGAGUUUGGGCUCAGAUCUCGGCCGAUGCUAAAGAUCUGAUCUCGCGGCUGCUGGUGCGAGAUGCUACUCUACGGCUGAGUGCUGCUCAGGUCCUGAAGCAUCCCUGGGUGCAAGGGAAUGCACCUGAAAGAGUUCUUCAAACUCCUCGUGUUCUACAAAGAAACUGCAGCACUAAAGACCUGACUCAGUUUGCCGCUGAAGCCAUCGCGUUCAAUCGACAGCUGUCUCAGAAGGAGGAAGAGCAGGAGGACUUUGGUGCUGUGGUCUGCUCCAUGAAGCUCUCCCCUCCAUCUAACUCUAGAUUAGCCCGUCGCAGAGCACAGUCUCAAGCACUGCGCACCAAUACCUGACACCUGCCCUCCCUACAGAUGCUCCUGUUAUACUCGUGCACGCCAAAGUGCGUUAUAAGCCUUCAUACACAUGCAUUCUCUGGUGAACUGAAUGGGCAUUAACUUGUGCAUAACACACAUGUAUAUGCAUCACAGGCUUAGUGCUACCAACUUGUAGCACAGACUAGCCUUAUAUAUACAAACCAAAAACAUCCAGACAAUUCUAAUUUAUUUACAGGUCUUUUGCUCUGUGUAAUGUGAGUUUUAUGUAUUUUAAGCAUCAGAAACUGUGCUUUUUAAUUAUUUAUUACCAGAUAUUUAUGGCUGGCAGUGUUUGUCAGUCUAAUAUAAAAAGGGUGCUCAGCUCUGAGGGUAUUCUACAGAUGUUGAUUUUAUUGUUGCCAUAUCAGUGAGGCUUUUAUUUAACAUUAGCAUUUUUAAACUUAAAAGUUUAAACAUUUUAAAAUUUACUAUAAAGCAGUGGACAUCUUGCUUUGUUACUUUUCCAAUUUUUCUAUGUGUUUUAUAUAGGGUCUAGCUGUAGUCUAGUUGCAGUUAUUGUUGAGGGAAUAAUGUUUUGGUUUAUUUGAGCUAUGUAAAGCCAUGCUGCCAUGUGUCUUAAGUGGAAAUGCAUUUGAGAGUUAUUGCUUUAACAAAGGUGCUGAUGAGGUAUAAUAUACAUUUGACCGUACACUUUCAGCUUAGAUAGUUAGUAAAUAUUGCAUAGUAAGUUUUUUAUUUUUUAUCUUUUCAGAUUUCAGAUGAUUAUAUUUUUUUAUUUAAAUUAUAUUUUUUCAUGGUUCCACUUUCAAAAAAUUAGUUUUGUUGUAAAAGUGCACUGUUUUUCUAUGCAUCAGGGCGAUGAGCCUGUCCUAUAGCUGAUUUAGUUAUAAGAUGGAGUACGUUUUAUUACUUUUGUUUGUAUUAAGUGUAAUGUUUGCCAUUUGGGGGGGGGGGGGGCAGAGCUCCUAUUGUGCCAAAUAACUAAAUUACCUCUCAGUUAUCUUUCAAAUUACAAAACAUGCACGAUUAUUUUUCCUGUUAUUUGUUGUUUAAAAUGCUAUUUGACUUGAGAUGAAAUGGAAUGUAGUGGUUGUCCAUGUGUUAUGUAAGUACAUUUACGAUGAAGUGUUUCAUGUACCAGGGAUGACUCUAGAGGGCGCUACCUCACAUCAAUGGCUAUGUUCUCAGUAUUCAAUGCUUGUGUGAUACUCUAAUGGCGAAUCAAAUGCUGAUUUUCACAAAUGCUGUCUAUGGAAUGGCCAUUUAACCCUAACAACUCUGGGAACAGUUCAUAGGUCAGAGGUGUUCAUUUGGUUUUCCAAUUUUGAGAAAUAAAGCAGGUUGCACU
Carassius auratus (goldfish) is the source of this 2672-nucleotide messenger RNA. RefSeq names its product MAP kinase-interacting serine/threonine-protein kinase 1-like. Gene Ontology annotation, biological process: protein phosphorylation. NCBI's taxonomy places the organism in Eukaryota, Metazoa, Chordata, Actinopteri, Cypriniformes, Cyprinidae. Gene Ontology annotation, molecular function: ATP binding; protein kinase activity. The record is from RefSeq and is a predicted model, not a curated record.